This is a messenger RNA of Podarcis lilfordi (Lilford's wall lizard), 9327 nucleotides long. Lineage: Eukaryota; Metazoa; Chordata; Lepidosauria; Squamata; Lacertidae. The record is from the annotation of a GenBank genome assembly.
AGCUGACGGGAGUUUAUUUUGGAAUCGGUGCUGCUCAUGCAUGCGGCGGGGAAAUCUAGAUCCUAACCCGGGGAGAGCUUUUGCCCGCUCUUCCGAAAGGAAAACCCUCUCCUCGCAUCUCGCGGCUCUCUCUCCGAGGCGGAGCAAUAGCGCAACUUGCAGCCAACCACCCGGCGCACCGAGAAGCAGCAGCAGCAGCAGCAGCAGCAGCAGGAGCCUCGGAAGGCGCUUCAAGCGAAGAUGGCGGCGGCGCCCCGCCGAGUGGCGAAGGUAGGCGCGGGGGGCGGCGCGGCAGAUCCCCGACCUUCUCGGUCCCGCGCAGCUGCUCUUUCGCGGCCUCUGGAGAUCCGCUGCUUAGGAAGGGCUGAGAGGCGGGCCAGGCGGGCUGGUGAAGGUGGGAUCUUCGAGGGGAGGGAGGGACACUUGCCCUAGUCUUGCCGCCGCUUUAUUGUAAGGGGGCGCUUCGAUCCAGCCACGGUUCCCGUCUUAGGAUCGGGUCGCCUCUUUUCUGCCGGGGAAGGUUUCAUGGACCCUCCACAGCUGGCCAGAUGACGGGCGAAGCGUUUCUCGUCGCGGCACCGCUAGGCUGAGCCAAGGCCUGCCUCUCGAAUGCCUGUCUGCCGCGCAGUUGCCCAGAGCACGGAAGCCCUCACCGGGGUGGGCAAGGUGGGGAUAUGCAGACUUGAACAUAUAGAAAUGCAUGGGUGCUUUUGGGAGGGGGGUGCAACUUGCCCAUCUCUCACUUUUACAACAAUCAAAAUCCAAGUUUAGAGAGACUUCUAAAAAAUAAAUAAAUGGUGAGGUGGGCAACAGACAGCAAACCCUUAAGUACAACUUUCUUGGAUAACAUUCCCUAUUAAGGGGCAGUUCUGAAUUCACUGUGGAACAGAUAAGCAUAUGUCAAAAACUACUUACAAUUUGGUACCUUUAGUGAAGGUGCUGGGAAUUGUGUAUCUGAAGACUAAACUGUUGUUCCCAGGAUGAUGGUGAUUAGUAUUACUAUUACUAUUAUUCAGUGGCGUAGCGUGGGGGGUGCAGGGGGGGCUGGCCGCACCGGCCGCAACAUCUGGGGGUUAGGGUUAGGGGGCGCAAAUCCACGGGUUAGGGGGAGCAAAUUACUUGCCUUGCCCCGGGGGCUGACAACCCAUGCUACGCCACUGCUAUUAUUAUUAUUAUUUUAGCAGGGGGAAUGUUGACUACAAUUUUCAAACAGACUGAAGCUGAAAUACUGGUUUGAAGGGGAAAUGUCUGAAGGAGGGAGGCUGUGUAGCUGCCAAUUCAGUUGCAAUGAAAAAUAGCUUUCAGUUUCUGUUACUGUUAAGCUUGGAAAGAGCAAGGAAAUUGCGCAAGAAUAUAAUGCUGUUGGCAGCAUGUUAGUUGUCCUGUGGAUGAGAAAAGCCAUAAAGUUUGAGAAAGGAGAUAUGCCUGCUGUUAUGAUCUCAACUUCCUGAGGAAGUUUCUGUCAAUGAAUUGAAACUUAGAGGCAAGGAAGAGAGGGCAGGCCAGCUGGGACCAAAUUAGGAAAGAUCUUUCUCACUUUUAGAAAUGUACUGAUACCCAAGAUUAAUAUUUUGCUAUCUUUUUUGAAGGCAGCUUGUGACUUGUUUGAGUGAGGGGAAGAGAGACAAAAAUAAAGGUGGUGGAUAUAACUGAUUUACAGGAGGUAAAUGACACAAACACAGAUCCUGUGUCAAGCAUUUGGGAAACUUGACAUGUGGAAAUGGAGAGUGAGGGUCUCACUUGUUCUUGCUGCCAAGUCCUCCAUGGUAUGGCAAGGCUAUAUUAGUAGAAGGUGUUCAGUAUGCAGACACUGGCAGCAUUGAGAUGUCACAAACCAUGGUUUGCCCAGGAAGGAGAGAUGAAAGAAAUUGGUGGCAGAGGAUCGGAGAGGGGAAAAAUACUUUGAGACACAUGAGGAUGGGAUAUGAAAAAUAUAAAAGAAAAAGUUGUCUCCACUUAGUGCCUCUGGAUCAGCAAAUUCUUCCUAGAAGUGGGAGGCUGUCAGAAUACCUUAUGAGUAAAUGUCUGUACUUAGCUUGAGGAAAGCCGAGCUCUGGUGCUCCUUGCUAUAAGUGAAAAGACGAGGAAGGAAUGGAGUAAUUUACAAAGAUGGAUUUGUAGAAAAUGAUGUCAGUAAAUGCCAGUGGAUUAUGCUAAACUCUGCCUCCCUUUUGUGGCUGGUGGGCCUCAGUAAUUUUCAGGCAAGUGGUCCUUGCUGGAGGUGAAAAGUUUGAGAUCCCCUGGUCCAACAGGAUGGCCAUGCUUUGCUGGGCAAUUGUCACUGCUAGGCCUGGAACCAUCUUUUUUGCUUUUUCAGGAGCUGGAUGGAAUUAAGAGGUCCGGGUUCCGCUGCCUUCGGGAUGUUGAAGUAGAUGUGAACAAUGUCCUGCUGUGGAAGGGACUUCUAGUGCCGGUGAGUUUAGGGAAGGCAAGGAAAUGGCUGGGCCUGAAUAGCCUCAAAGGCAACACCAAUGGCUCAUAGAGAGAUGAACUUGGCCUUUGGGGUAGGGUGAAGUGACUGCCUCAGGCAAGGUAUUUGGGCAUCGUUAAAAGGCAGCACCAUAUCAUUUUAUUUUACAGAGGAGGGUCCAGAUUUUCCAUUCGCCUUGAGGUGGCAGAAAGGGUCUGCUUGAAUCUGGGCUUUUAUUUUUUUAGAUCCCCACAGCCCACAUACAGGGAAGCACCAUUUGCACUGUGAGGUGACUACUGCCUUUUCCUGUCCUCGUGCUCAGGAUGACCCCCCGUACAACAAAGGCGCCUUCCGGAUUGAGAUCAGCUUUCCAAGUGAGUACCCCCUCAAGCCUCCCAAGGUCACUUUCAAGACUCCGAUCUACCACCCCAACGUGGAUGAGAAGGGCCAGGUGUGCUUGCCGAUUGUCAGCAACGAGAAAUGGAGACCUUUCACCACGGCAGACCAAGGUAGGGCCAAGAAAGCUGUGUGUGUCAGUGCACAGGGAGAGCCAACUGGCUGUUGGAUGGCCAUGGCUCAUCUGUCCAUUCUGCUGCGCUCUCUCUCCUUGAAGUUAUUACAUACGUUAUGCUCUUUUCUGACCCUCCUACCUUUUUCUGACCCACAGUGAUUGCAGAACUGAUAGUGCUGGUGAAUAAACCUGACCCAGACAACCCAUUGCGCGCUGACUUGGCCGAGGAGUUUAUCCAGGACCACAAGCGCUUUUUGUCCAAAGCUGAAGAGCAGACCAGCAAAUUCAGUGAGAAGCGGCCAUGCGAGUGACCUGCUGCCCUCCUGAACCACUGCCUGCCUCACUGGCUGGCUGGGGAACCUUCCACAUAGGCACAGUCCCAGUGGGAUGAAAUGCAAGUGGGACCACAGAAGCUGUCCCCACCAUUGCAUUCUCAAUAAAGGAAUGUACACGGUGGGAUCCUGCAUUGCUCUGGCUCAUGACAUUAAUUCUGCAUCUGAGGGGGAGGAGACUUCAGCCCUGGGGAGGAGAGACUUUGCUUUGGACUCUGCUCUUGGAAGUGAAAUGUUGCUCUUAGAAGUGAAAUGUUGUGCUUUCGCCUUGCAUUCGCUGGGGUUUGGAUGACCUUUCUUGCUUUCUUACAGUUUUGCUUUUCACUUUAACACCGCCCCCUGCUCUAAACAUUCCUGGGAAGAGGCACAAAUGACUUUCUUUAGUUUGUCCAAGGCAGCUUUCUCAUUGGGCAUUUACCAUAGUACACUUUGUCAUCCAUUUUUUUACAGGACAUGUACAUGCCAUUUGUAAUCAAAACGUCCUCCUCCCAUGUUUUCCCUGUUCAUCUUCCUUCCCUGCCUCCUUCUCCAAGCUAAAAUAAAUAAAUAAAUAAACCUUUUUUAAAAACAACAACGAUGGAGCAGCUCUACAAUUUCCUCAGACGACCUGUUACGCAGGUGUUCUGCUCUAUUGCAGGCUGGUGAAGGGCUGUACAGUCUGUGCUGUAACCACUUCCUUCUUGAUGGUUUGGAUCUCAGAAAUCAACUUGGCAUUUUAAUUCUUCCCUUUCCAAAUAGAACUGCCUUGCGCGUAUUUCUUGUCUCUCUCUGACCCCAAAUUGGAGGGAGGGGAGAAAACAUCGUAAUCAUGAGUUCAGUGAUGAAAGGGAAUGAAAAUCUCCCCCUACCUGCAACAUUUGGGGUUGAGGAAAGGGGGUGGGGACUGCCUGUUUCCAGAUUUCCAACACUCUCUGAACAGCUGCUCCACUUCCACCUUAAAACACAGCAGUGAGGACUGAGUGCUGCUAAUUGUCCAUAUCUGGAACUGGAAGCAGAGAUGGCCAGUGGCCACUGGGACUCUUGGGACAGAAGGCAGAGGGAGCAGUAAGUGGAGCCAGAGCCUUUGAUAGGCGAAGGCAGCUCAUUUUAGUUUUGACUACAUCCUUCUUCCUGCUGAGUCCUACAAGGGCAACAUUGAGUCUGAGAAGGGGGAAGCUGGCUGCUAGGAGCACUCCCUGGACUGGUUGUAAGAAGGUAGGCAGGUGGGAGGCUGGUUGAGGGCAGACUGAAGUUGGUGGGGCAAUGCCCCAUUCUCCCUAAUGGGCAACGCUCCACUGCCUAGAAGCACCCUAACAUAGCUUGGAGGUUUUGAAAUACAGUAGGUAAGUAAUGAUGUGAUAAGUGAGCUGGAAGGCUCUUCCGAGUAGAGCAGGGCAUACAUGUGGAGCUGGCAAACAAUUGGCCUAUGUUGCCAAAAAUCUGAAGUUAUAUUUUAUUUUAUUUUUAAAUCAAUUAUACUGUUCUGUUCUAAGCAGAACAUAUUUAGAGGCAAGUUCUUGCUUCAGUGGAAUCUUACACCCUAGGAAAUGGGAAUGCCUUGCACAGAUAUAUAUGAGUAAAUGCAUUUUCUAAUAAAAAAUGUUCUUCCUCCUUCUGUUGUGGCAGCUGGUCUUUCUCAUUCUCACUCUGCUGGACCUCUUGCUGUUGGGGUUAUCUGGCCAUAUUCCUCCUUGGCCACAGUCUCUCAUGGCAGCUUGUUUGCUAAACUUCUUCCUAGUGUGUUAUCCUAACAGCCUGAUCUUAGCCAUGCCUACUCCAAGUUGCACAGGGACUUUUGUGCUUGGGACUGAAGCAUCUGUCUGGGAGUAACUGAAUACUGUGGGGCUUCCUUCCUAGUAAGCAGGCAUCGGAUGAGGUUGUGUUUUCCCUGUACGCUGCGCAGCUCUAGUGUGCCUUGUGCUUAAUAUCUUCAAGGAGAGCUGUUCAUACUAUCUCCUUGGUAACCUCACCAUUGAUGGAUGGGACUUGAACUGUAGUUUGCUUUGGGGUGGGCGGGAAUCACAGACACUGCCUAGUUGCCUUGGACUUCAAACAGUUGUGCUUUAAUGAUGCUCAGUAAGGAGAAGUGAGUGAGGUUAAAGAGAAGCACAGCACAGGUUGGAAGAGGACUUGCCAGCAUUUGCAGCCAAGAGAAUAGUACGUGAAAUGGGCAGUGGUAAUUUUCUGGAGAGACUUCCUUGUUCCACACCAUGCCCGUUUAUGACAGAGGCUUUUGGUUCCUUGGAGGCCAGAUUGCUGGAGGUGACUAGAAGCACCUACAGGACAGAGUUAACGAUCCCUUUCCCCACACAUCUCAAAAGCACACAGGCAGAAAGUUUGUGUAUAGCAGACUUAAAUGCUAGAGCAAAAGCCACUUUGGUUUGAUCCAGUGCAGUGCACAAGAAAUGGCAGAAUAGAGACCAGGGGACAUCCCAUGUCGCCUUCUCUCUGAAAAGCAAAAGAAGAAAAUCCUGAAUCUGAGCCCACUUUAGCCUAAGGGAAGCUGUAAUUUCCAGUGCAGAGGAGGAGAAUCCAAAAGGGUUGGGGGGGCAUCUUACCUGCAAAUAAGAUACAGAUGGACCACACCCAUAAUCUGCACCAAAAACCCCACUGGUUUGUUUGCCCUGGUUGGGUUGGAGGAGGAGACCAGUAGUAGGAUUAUGGUUAGCAAUGUCCCUUGCUUCCACAUGUUGCCUGCCACUAUCCUGUCACCAGUGCUGCCUGCAAUUGCCACUUCACACUCCUAUGCUGGGCACCCACUUUCAGCUCAUAACCUCCCACUUUAGCCCCUCUUCCCACUAGCCACUGCCAAACCUCCAAAAGCUUCUUGCAUGCCAAAACACCUGCCACCAGCCCUCUCAGCCAAAACAGCUAUCCAUCAUCACCCAGUCCUGCCACCUUUAAUGCCCCUGUCAUCCAAAUAUCCCUUUCUACUGACUAAAUACCACCAACCAACAUGACACCCUUGGCUGCAGAUGUCAUAUGCUUUGAUACCUUUCCUGCUAAUGGGGUGUGGGGCUAAUUUGAGACAUGCAAUUGGUGGGUGAUCCCUUUGGCUCUACGAUACACAUCAUUUCCAAACUCUAGAGGUGGUUCAGCAAAUUGUGUAGCAUGAGGUAGGGAGGCCAAAGACCUCACUGGGGAAGUCACAGGACUCGAUAAGAUAAUUCUGUUUGGCAGCCCUGAUUUAAACCAUGGCUCUGUCUUUGACAUCCUUCUUGAGCUUUUUAUAACUUACCGCUCUGUAAGGCAUGGUAUUAAUGUUAAAAUAAGGUUGCUUCCUUCCAGAAAUGUGAUAAUGACUGAGCCAGUGUCCUGUCCCCCAUUUCUACUAGCCAUUAUAUAUAUAAAAAAGGUAAAGGACCCCGGAUGGUUAAGUCCAGUCAAAGGCGACUAUGGGGUGCAGCACUCAUCUCGCUUUCAGGCAGAGGGAGCCGGCGUUUGUCCACAGACAGCUUUCCUUCUCAUGUGGGCAGCACGACUAAAAUGCUUCUGGUGCAACAGAACACCAUGACAGAAGCCAGAGCACACGGAAAUGCCAUUUACCUUCCUGCUGCAGUGGUACCUGUUUAUCUACUUGCACUGGCAUGCUUUCGAACUGCUUGGUUGGCAGGAGCUGGGACAGAGCAACGGGAGCUCACCCCGUCAAGGGGAUUUGAACCGCCGACCUUCUGAUCGGCAAGCCCAAGAGGCUCGGUGGUUUAGACCCCAGCACCACCCGCGUCCCCUACUGGCCAUUAUAUUACGCUCUCACUUAGUGAAGAGGUCCUCCAUGGAGCCCUUCUCACCUGUUCUGCCAAACCUUCCCUCCAGCUUCCAGUAAGCCUCAAAUGUAAGCCUGCCUUCCGUUCUCAUUUCUUCUUGGUCUUCACAAGCCCUUUCUGCACCAGGCUGCGAUAAAGCUCCUGGACGUAGGUGUAGAUGCAUUUGUUGUCAGGGACACUCAUGCGUACCAUGUCGGCCACAUCCAGAAGCUGGGGACAGUCAGCAAGCUCCCUGGGAAGAGGAUGGCAAAGAGCAUCCAGAUUUAGCUUGGCACCUUUUUCACCUUCAUAGAUGCUACAGGGAAUCUCUUGAACAUAACUCUUAAACCAAAAAACAGUGAAGCCGCCCCAUCCCUUUGACUUUGGAAAGUUGGCACGGGAUCAAAGAGAACUGUGAUCUAAAGCGUGUGUGUGUGUGUGUGUGUGUGUGUAACGUGCAGUGCUUUGGGUGCUGAAUUCCAACUCCCAACAUCCUUGGCUGUGCUGGCUGGGGCUGCUGGUACUGGGAACCCAGCAACACCUGGAUGGCAGCAGGUUCCCCACUCAUGAAGAAACCAUUGCCCAUAUAAUACAUUACAUGCUAGGGUACAGAUGGCGAGACAUCCCUAUUAGUGCUUUUUGACUCUGGCUUUGUUUACGCCAUGUUCCUCAGGCACAUGUGGAAGGUGUAAAGAGACCAGAGGUUUUGGACUACAGCUCCCUAUGGCUGGCAUGGCAUGGGAAAAGCUGUCCUACUCCCAAACAAGCCUAUUUGCAUGCAGAGAUCGCCUUCCGAGGCCCUUCUCCAGCUCACCCUGCUUACAGAGGUCAAGAGACAGGAGAAAUGGCUUCCUUGGGUAUAGCACCCUGUCCCCCCCCCCCCCCCGUGUUGGUAUUUCUUUGGUGCAAAGUUUAUUUGCCCAAGUGUUGUUGUUGCACUCUGAUAUUAACCUGUGCUGAAAUGUACAACUAUUGCUUUGUUGUUUUUUGUUGCUCAGUUGUUUGAAAUGGUUUAGCUGUGCUUUGGAUUGCUGUUAUGCACACAUAACUUUUCCUCUGCAGUUUCCAGAGACAAGUCCACUCUUUAAAGCUCCGUGUCUGAGUGCCCCCACCCCAUUUUUUGCUUUGGCAUUUUCCCAGUGAAAGCUAGUUCUUUAAAUCUGAAUCCAAGCAAACAACAAUCUGUGGAAAACACAAAUUGCUGUUUGUUGCACUGCAGCUUUAAAGAGCGGGCUUUUGCAAGGACACAGAGCUUUAAAGUGUGGGCCUGUGCCUGGAAAGAGCGGGGAGGGGGGGAGGUAAGUGUAGAUAAGGCCUAAAUGUUGUUACAUGUACCAGGCAGAGGUCCUUCUUGGUAGUGGCACCCGCCCUGUGGAACACCCUCCCAUCAGAUGUCAAGGAAAUAAACAACUAUCUGACUUUUAGAAGACAUCUGAAUUCAGCCAUAUUUAGGGAAAUUUUUAAUAUUUGAUUUUUUAUUCUGUUGGGAGCUGCUCAGAGUGGCUGGGGGAAUUAUUAUUAUUAUUAAUUUGAAACAGGUACAGUAUAAAUUUGUUUACAUGUUCACUGCAGCAAACAGCAAUGCACCCACAAUCACCAGGAUGUGGGUAUGUGGAAGUGUGGCCUGGCUCUUCCACCCAGCCCAACCUGCCCUAUGGUUGUGGGGUCCUGGGGUCUGGGAAGGUGCUUACUCUGCAGUGGAGAAGGCCAGAGUGAAGUUCUCUUUGCGGUUUGCUGGGUCAAGUGCAGCGUAGUCAAAAGCAUCCGGGAAGAAUUUGUGGAUGAGAGCGCAGAAGGCCAUGCCACUGCUCCAGCUGGAGGAGAAAUUCUGGAUGUCCACGUGCUGGGGAUGAGAAAGAGAAACAUAAACAGGGCCCACCUGUCUUCUCUCCUUGGGUUUACAUUCAAUCUCUACGCCCUGCACCCCAGCAGCUGCAAGAGGUGUUAAUUUUGAUUAGCAGCAUAUCUGCAGUAGUUUGCUUAUUCGUCCAUCCCAUUUAUGUCCCUCCUUACUUCCAAUCGUUUCAGGGUCAUGUGAAUGGAGUUCUUAUUUAAAAAAAACUUUAUAACAACCCCGUGAUGUAGGUUAGGCACCAAAUGAGCAUCAAGACUGAGUGGGAAUGGAAACAUCCAAACCAACAUUCUAGCACUGAACCACACUGCCUCUUUCUGCUUUGAGACUCAUGAAUACAUAUCUGUUUGCGCUGAAGAUGUCUGGUAUAGCUGUGGUCAUGGCAUUACCAUGUAUAAUACUGAAAUGGUUGGGAAAGGCAGGUUUUCACCACAGUUAAAAUACAAAUGUGUAGAAGGAACGACUGCUGAAUCUGUAAUAAACAAAAUUACUUGCCUGCU